This is a messenger RNA of Triticum dicoccoides, 540 nucleotides long. RefSeq lists its product as uncharacterized. NCBI's taxonomy places the organism in Eukaryota, Viridiplantae, Streptophyta, Magnoliopsida, Poales, Poaceae. The transcript has a single exon. Bases 1 to 540 code for a protein of 179 amino acids. The record is from RefSeq and is a predicted model, not a curated record. Gene Ontology annotation, molecular function: RNA-DNA hybrid ribonuclease activity; nucleic acid binding.
AUGUGUAAGAAGAAGCCUAAGGCGGUCCGGCUGAAACUGAAUUUCGACGGCUCGUCCAAGUACGGCGAGUCCAGGUAUGCCAGCGUCGGGGCAUUCGGCGGUGUGUUUCGAGAUCUGGAAGGCAGGUUUGUCCUGGGCUACGCGGGACGGAUCGGCAAUGCGACGAGCUCCGUUGCUGAGCUGGUCGCGCUCAAGCGCGGCCUCGAGCUGGCUCUGCAGAACGAGUGGCGCGACAUCUGUAUCGAGGGCGACUGCAAGGCCGCGGUUGAAGCGAUCACGAGCCGCGUGCGUGUCCGUGCGAGCAAGGACAAGGAGCAGUUCAGGGCGAUCACCGCGAUGCUCCCGCGGCUCAGGAAAGUCACCGUGACGCAUGUGGGCCGGAAACGCAACACGGUGGCGGACAGCUUCGCCGAGCUCGGCCACGAGGCGGGGCCGCAGCGGGUGUGGCGCGGCGUUCCUCCUCCAGAGGUACUCCUGCACCUUCGGCGAGAUGCAGAGUUGCGAAUGCAGAUUAAGGUAAAGAGGAAGAUAGUGAAGUGA